AUGACGGUCAAAGCCGAAGCUUCGGGAUCCACGCUAACUUACUCCAAGAUGAGAGGGAUGGUGGCAAUACUGAUCGCUUUCAUGAAACAGAGACGAAUGGGGCUGAAUGACUUCAUUCAAAAGAUAGCCACCAACUCCUACGCAUGCAAACACCCUGAAGUUCAAUCUAUUUUGAAGAUCUCCCAGCCUCAAGAGCCUGAACUUAUGAAUGCCAAUCCUUCUCCUCCACCCAGUCCAUCCCAGCAGAUCAACCUUGGCCCUUCUUCUAACCCACAUGCUAAACCAUCAGAUUUCCAUUUCCUGAAGGUCAUUGGAAAAGGCAGCUUUGGGAAGGUUCUUCUUGCAAGGCACAAGGCAGAAGAGCACUUCUAUGCAGUAAAAGUCCUCCAGAAGAAAGCAAUCCUGAAAAAGAAGGAGGAGAAACACAUAAUGUCAGAACGCAACGUCCUACUGAAGAACGUGAAGCACCCUUUCCUGGUGGGACUCCACUUCUCCUUCCAGACUGCAGACAAGCUGUAUUUUGUCCUAGACUACAUCAAUGGUGGAGAGUUGUUCUACCAUCUCCAGAGGGAACGUUGCUUCCUGGAGCCAAGAGCUCGUUUUUAUGCUGCUGAAAUCGCCAGUGCACUGGGUUACCUGCAUUCACUGAAUAUAGUUUACCGGGACUUGAAGCCAGAGAACAUUUUGCUGGAUUCUCAAGGCCACAUUGUCUUGACUGACUUUGGACUCUGCAAAGAGAACAUAGAACACAAUGGCACAACUUCCACAUUUUGCGGCACUCCUGAGUACCUUGCCCCCGAAGUCCUUCACAAGCAACCCUAUGACCGGACUGUUGACUGGUGGUGCCUUGGGGCCGUUUUGUACGAGAUGCUUUAUGGACUGCCCCCUUUCUAUAUA
This is a messenger RNA of Lacerta agilis (Sand lizard), 897 nucleotides long. RefSeq names its product serine/threonine-protein kinase Sgk1-like. Gene Ontology annotation, molecular function: protein kinase activity; ATP binding. The transcript has a single exon. Lineage: Eukaryota; Metazoa; Chordata; Lepidosauria; Squamata; Lacertidae. The record is from RefSeq and is a predicted model, not a curated record. The annotation marks the transcript as partial. Gene Ontology annotation, biological process: protein phosphorylation.